AUGAAUAACUUUUGGACGGUUUCGUCUAUCCUCUUUAUCAUUCCUGUUUGUGCUUUUUGUGCGUUGGGUACUCCUCCCAAUUUGAGAGAUAUUUACAUCGGCAAAUGUUACGAAUAUGUUGAAGUAGUUAAAAAAGACGCCUUUUACAGACCCGAGGAGGUGGACUGUGAAAAGCUGUAUGAUCUUUUUCUGGAGGCAUUUGUUGGAAGAGAUCCGUGUGAUGUUCCACCAGAAAGAUACAGAGCUUAUGUAGAUGCGUCUGCUCAUGAGAUGACUAUUCAUAAUAGAGCUCUUUUAGCCACUGGAAAUACGAAGCCGUUUAUUUAUCAGAUAGCAAACAUGGGUUUAAGGUAUUUUACAAUGGUUGACACUUUGACCGUUUAUCCUGUAAAUGAAUUUGUUUGGUGUGGUAAGAAGAACUCGGAUGAAUUAAAUACAGAAAGUUGUCCCGACUACGGAUUUUGUGUUAACCUGUCUUAUGUUACUUUAUACUCCGAGCUCUCAAGAAAGCACGUUCGCCAGAUGUCAGGCACGUUGCACGUCCUCUUCAAUGGCAGUUCUAGACCAAUGUUUUCUUUUCGCAGCUACCUGGUUCAACACGAAUUGAUCCAUAUUAAUAAGACAAAGGUGAAGAAGAUACUUGCUCAUGUUCUCAACAUUCCUCCUCAUUCAGAGGCUGGCAAAUCGAACGAGGGGGAGACAUGUCAAAGUUUGCUUGCUUUCAGGGAAUACGUUGAAAAAGAAGGCAUGCAGUAUGAGUGCAGAGAGAAUGAAAAGUUGGUCUUCCCGAUGUGA
Molecule: messenger RNA, 795 nt
Organism: Helobdella robusta
Lineage: Eukaryota; Metazoa; Annelida; Clitellata; Rhynchobdellida; Glossiphoniidae
Exons: 7
Coding region: 1-795 (264 amino acids)
Biological process (GO): positive regulation of B cell proliferation
Cellular component (GO): plasma membrane
Molecular function (GO): NAD+ nucleosidase activity; phosphorus-oxygen lyase activity
Source: RefSeq, a predicted model, not a curated record